Molecule: messenger RNA, 6168 nt
Organism: Periophthalmus magnuspinnatus
Lineage: Eukaryota; Metazoa; Chordata; Actinopteri; Gobiiformes; Gobiidae
Gene: ppp1caa
Product: protein phosphatase 1, catalytic subunit, alpha isozyme a
Exons: 8
Coding region: 230-1228 (332 amino acids)
Cellular component (GO): nucleus; cytoplasm
Molecular function (GO): protein serine/threonine phosphatase activity
Source: RefSeq, a predicted model, not a curated record
GACGCAUGCAGUUGGACCCGCCUCCUCUGUGACCGUAGUCGCUUCAACAGAAUUUUUUUUAAGUUCCUGGGGGAAGGUACAGUGAACCCGGACAAGCGAGGGAAUCGGGGUCAAAACUGUACCUUAAGGAUAUAUAUUCAUGUUAUAGCAUUCCCCAGAAGACCGACAUAAAAACAAGCUGCAACACGGAAGGUCUUGACUGCCAGAGAACGUCAAAAAUACACGUAAAAUGGCGGAGCCGGACAAAUUAAACAUCGACUCGAUAAUUCAGCGCCUCUUGGAAGUGAAGGGCUCCCGUCCGGGGAAGAACGUGCAGCUGACGGAGGGGGAGAUCCGCGGCCUCUGCCUCAAAUCUCGAGAGAUCUUCUUGAGCCAGCCCAUCCUCCUUGAGCUCGAGGCGCCGCUCAAAAUCUGCGGCGAUGUCCACGGUCAGUACUACGACCUGCUGCGGCUCUUUGAGUACGGAGGCUUUCCCCCCGAGAGUAACUAUCUGUUUCUGGGUGACUACGUGGACCGAGGGAAGCAGUCGCUGGAGACCAUCUGCCUCCUGCUGGCCUACAAAAUCAAAUACCCUGAAAACUUCUUCCUGCUGAGAGGGAACCAUGAGUGUGCCUCUAUCAACCGCAUCUAUGGCUUCUACGACGAGUGUAAGCGGAGGUACAACAUAAAGCUGUGGAAGACCUUCACAGACUGUUUCAACUGUUUACCUGUGGCCGCCAUCGUCGACGAGAAGAUCUUCUGCUGUCACGGAGGCCUGUCCCCAGACCUGCAGUCGAUGGAGCAGAUCCGCAGAGUGAUGAGGCCCACAGACGUGCCGGACCAGGGGCUGCUCUGCGACCUGCUCUGGGCGGACCCCGAUAAGGACGUGCUGGGCUGGGGCGAGAACGACCGCGGAGUGUCCUUCACCUUCGGAGCCGACGUCGUGGCAAAGUUUCUCCACAAACACGAUAUGGAUCUAAUAUGCAGGGCGCACCAGGUGGUAGAAGACGGUUACGAGUUUUUCGCAAAGAGGCAGCUGGUCACUUUGUUCUCGGCUCCAAACUACUGCGGCGAGUUCGACAACGCCGGCGCCAUGAUGAGCGUGGAUGAGACGCUCAUGUGCUCCUUUCAGAUUUUGAAGCCAGCCGACAAAAAGCUGUACCCGUACGGAGGAGGGGGCGGCCUGGGCUCCGGUCGACCCGUCACCCCCCCACGAAAUUCAGCCAAGGCCGCCAAGGCUAAAAAAUAACACCCACUGUCUCACCACCAUCACAGCGCCCCCUAGCUGUCCCGCUCCGACAUUACACCCCCUUUUCCAUCUGUCUUUUUCUUUCUUUCUCUCUCUCUUUCUCUUUCUCUCUCUCCUCUACCUCCCUCCCUUCUUCAGCAACAGACGCGUGAUAAACCAGGGUUCAAUCGUGGUUCUUCUGGACAGGACUAUUUUUAAACAAAUGUUGCUGAAUUUUUUUGAGUGCGUGUACAAAGCGAAAUUGCUGUAUUGUAUGUUUGUGUAACUUUUUCUUGUUUUUGUUUAAAGUCACAGACCAGUGUUUUGCCAGAGAAGGUCAAAUUUAACGUGAAGCAGUUGGUGAUUUAUGGUAGAUACGUUUUAGCGUAUGUCUAGGUUGGAGAAGCAGAAAGGUACUACAAUUACUACUACUACUUUUUUUUAAGUUUUCUACUUUAUUAUGUUCUUCACCCAUCAAAAACGUGCCUGAAGAGAUUUUAGUAAUUUAAUGAUCUCUCCCAGGCACUAUUCAAACCCUCCUUACGGUUAGCUGUACGUUUCUGUACGAGGCUCCGCCCACAAGCCUACGUCACCCAUGCUCCCAACAUGACAAUUCUCCAUAAAUAUACAAAAAACAUGAUACAAAACUGUACACAGCAACUUGACAAACCUGAUGUGAUGUGCAGUAGUUUCAUUAGCGGGAUGUACGCUGAUUGUGUUGUGAUGGUGCUCUGAAGGGGGAGUGACUUAGCGCUGGGAGCAAAGGGAGGGAGGACUCAGAGCGUGAGAAACCAAAGUGAAACAUAAAACAUGUUAAUACGUUGUUUUAGACAAAUAUAGCAUUUUCAAAACAAUAGAAGGUAACACGGUGAUCUACGGGGCAUUAACUGCUUAAACAUAACAUUUGUAAUACUUAAAGCAGUGAUUGUGGAAAGCUAUCACCUUGAGAACAACAAAAUAACGUUGCAUUGAAUACGCCAUUGCCACAAAUAAAUCAAGUACCUGUCUGCUCCUCCAAAGCUGGGUUAUACUUUUAACUAUCUACUUUAGGGACCAGGUCUAUCUAAAAUAAUCCUACUUUUCCAAAAUACUGGCCUCUGCCUUAAAAUCAUUGUAAAUCUACGGUGGCCGUUGGGGGACAAAAUGCUGGGAUAUAUUUGUGGCCACUGGGAGCACAUGAAACCACUCUGGGGUUGCACUAGUGGAGCUAUGUGCAGCCUGAAUUGUAAAUUAAAUAUACUAUAAUACGAAUGAAUUUUUUUUUUUUGCAACUUUACUUCCCCUAAACUUUUAUUUUGAAAAACCCCAAUGAGUAAAGAAUGCGAUCGAGGAUGUGAAAUAGUAAUUUUUUGUUUGUUUCAUUGUUUUUGUAGAUACUUGGAAUGGGCAUUCUUGUUUUGAGUUAACAUUAAGUAAUUAUUAACUUUUUAAUUUUAAUUCACAACAUCCCUUAGCCAUUUGCAUCUCGCCUUUAGUAGAAACUACCAUUUUUUAUUAAUAUUUGAACUGUGUAACUUUUCUGGGAGAUCCGCUACCUGCUUGUUUCUAUGAAGAUGUUAUUACUUUGCUUAGAAUGUUCCACAGUAUGGCAUUAAACACUAAACAUGGCAUUUAAAGGUCCUAUAUUACGCAAAAUGGACUCGUGUGAGUUUUUAGUCAUGUUACAGUGCUGUUCCCUCCUUAAAAACAAACCUGGAGUUGUGUUUUGUUUGUUUUACAUGUUUGAGUAACUCUUUAUUAUUAGUCUGUCACAUCUCCAAAGUUCAAAAUCCUCUGUUCCACCUUGUGAUGUCAUGAAGCUGUAGUUUUCUACUUAACAGCUCCUUUUACCUUUAGUUCAGGAGACAUUGGCAAUUCCAGAUGAUUCUAGUGAAGGUGCGUGGAGUUUAAAAACACUGUGGAGCACUUCCUGUAUUACCACAUGACAUCACAAGGUGGAACAGAGUGUUUUCAGUUUGAGAGAAGAACUCCGCCUAAAUAUACAGGGUUUGUGUGAAUGAAACAAAACACAACUCCAGCUCUGUUUGUGAGAUCAGAAAAUGGAGUAAUAUGGGCCGUAUAAUUACUUGGAAAAACAUGGACUCUCCUAUCCGUAGAUGUGACCUGUAAUUUGUCCAGGUGGGCAGCUGCUUCUCUCAAUGAAGAUAGAUUAGUUUAAUACCGUACUGUGGAACACUCCAGGCAACUCAAUCAAUUACAUCUCCAUGGAAACCAAAAGGUGGUAGACCAGUCCAUUAGAAAAUUUACUCAGUGUUGCAUUGUAGGAAGUUUGACCCACUUCAUGAGAGAUUGCUCUUUAUCUCAAGUACAUUUAAACACGAAAUCUUAUAUAAAAAAUGUUGUAAAAAGUGAAAUAUUUAAACUUGGACCUAAAAGUGCUCUAUCGAUUACAUUAAGUGGCAUUUGUGUGGAAGAAAAUGAAGGAUCGCUAUUGGCACCUACUGUGUAUUUAACUUAAAAUCUAUGAAUGUUUUGAGAUAUUAAAAUUAGCUUCACUAUGUAGAUUCUUGUACGACGCCAAACGAAAAAAAAAAAAAACGCUUUUCAAUUUAAUAUCUUAGGGCUACGAUAGGACAGCUAACGAAAUAAUGUGAACUCAUGAUUUUAGUUUCGAACCUGAUCUGUUCUGUAAAUGUGCUUCUCCUCUGUACUGUCCUUUCUGUCGCGUUUAGUUCAUCCAAUGGCAAACAGGGUUAUCCCAAAACACAAUCUCUACCUUUCUACAAUAUUAUUACACACCAACUAGCCAAUGCAUUCAAACCACUGAUGGGUGAGGUUUUACAGCUGAGGAAUAUAGCAAGUUGUGUUUGAAAUAAGCAGGAAAACUGAGUAAGGAUUUGAGCAAGUUUGACAGAUGGGUAUUCUUGGUCUACACUGGUCAAUAUCUAGAAUGGCGAUUUUAGACCUAGUUUAUUGCUGUUUUGGUCCUGGUUUAUUGCUGUUUUGGUCCUGGUUUAGACCUGGUUUAGACCUGGUUUAGACCUGGUUUAGACCUGGUUUAGACCUGGUUUAGACCUGGUUUAGACCUGGUUUAGCGCAGCUGUUGUGGAAUGUUACUGGUCUCUAUUGGUCAGUAUAUAAGUACGGUUUUAGACCUGGUUUAGUCCUGGUUUAGUCUUGGUUUAGUCCUUUGUUGGACCUGAUUAUUUUCUGGGGUAGACCAGUUUUAGACCUGGUUUACUACAGCUCUUGAAGGCUGUUCCCAAUGUCUUGUGGCCAGUAUCUAUUAGAAAAGCUUCAGACCUGGUUUAGUACCAGGUUAGACCUUCGUUUAGACCUUCGUUUUAGACCUGUUUUAGUCCUGGUUUGGUUCUGUUUUAGAUCUUGGUGAGACCUGGAUUAGACCUUGUUCAGCCCUGGUUUAGUACCAAGUUAGACCUUAGUUUUAGACCUUGUUAGUUCAUUUCUACUCUUUACACUUUAUACUAUGAUGCUGUUCUUGUCCGUACCAAAAGCAGGCGUUCCUUGAGAGUGGUUGUCGUAUUGUUUUGGCUGGUUGGUGCAGUCUUCAUGAACUGUCAGGGUAUUGUCCCAUCUCAUUUCAUUACAUCUGAUCUGACGGAGCCGGGUCUGCAUCGUUUGCCUGAUUUCUCCCAUAGCACACCCUCAAUAACUUAUACAGCAUUUUCUCAUGACAAAGAAAGUAGGUGCUAUUCCAAGAUGGCUGCCACUUAUCUAUUUCAGUUCACACUUUUAUCAACUUUUCUUUCACAGACAUAUUAAACUCAGAUUUAACUGGCAUUAUAUUUAGCUUGAAAUGUAGUAGUUUGUUUUUGGGUUUUUUUACUUUCAAGAUGGAUAAAUGUAACACGAAAUCGCUUCCGCAGUAAACGAGAUUAUAGAGUUUAUAUGUCACCUAUUUAAAACACUAUUGCAUAACCGAUUACAGUUAAUAACUUCUUUCUACCCCAAAAUUUCAAAUGUCAUGCUACUUACUUACUGGUCAUGUAGUCUGCUCUGUACUGUAGUUGUGACGCCCUCUGCUGGUCAUCGGAGGGAGUUGUUGCUUUAGUAAUUUUCGCAUAGGUAAACAGUUUAAUUUCUUUGUCAUGAAUUACACGUGCAAGUACAAGUAAAAUAGAUCAGAUGGAUGCUUAGUACCAGAAAUACUUUGCUUUUAGUUUGAAAAUUCAUUUAUGGACCAAAUCUUUCCAUGUGUUUCAGUGUUUAUCCUCAACCUGUCUAUUUUCCAUAGUCAACUGCAGUAACCUACAACUACUAAAGUAUCUAGAGCUCCAAAUGUCUUUUUAAAAUAAGUUCAAUACUUGUUCAGGCAAUAUCGAUUCAAAAUCAUCUUAUCGUGCUAUAUAGUGUGGUCAGCUCACAUCCAGUAACUCAGGAAGUGAUGUGUAUUUUUAUUCAGAGUUUUCAUAUGUUUUAAAUGCAGCCGACCCCAUAUAUUUGAACCUCAAAUCCACUUCUUCUCUAAUACAAAUGCUAUCGGAACGGCUAUUUUAUCUUUUUGUUAACUACUACUGCCUUUGCCCAUUUUCUUUGUAAGACGAAAACCCUAUUAUAAGCUCAAAUUGUACAGAAUGUAUGGCAUUAUAAUAUUAAUAGCCGUUUUUUAGUCAAAUGCGUGCUUUUUUUUUCCUCUAUCUCAAAAGCUGAAGUUAAGCUGGAACAAUAUUAAAAAUGUCAUUCCCAUCGCUGUAUACACAAAAGCUUAUUGAUUUUUUCCAUUAUAUUUCCAUCGUCACAUACCUCUAUUUUCUCAUUUUCUUUAUACUAAUAAUAAUGUUAACGCUUUGACACAGCAUAUAAACUAGUGUAGGAUUUUUUUAACCAAUCAGGGAAUACGCCACGCACUGUCGCUGGGUAGAAUAUUAUUGUAACUAUGAGAAAGACGAUGAUGACGAUACAACAGAAAUGAACAGUAUUUCUGCUUUGUAUUUUAUUGUUUUGAAAUCACAAACUGUCUCUGUUACAAAGUAGGAAUAAAGUUAGAAAAUUUUGUAUAA